Messenger RNA from Ceraceosorus bombacis, 6251 nucleotides. Lineage: Eukaryota; Fungi; Basidiomycota; Exobasidiomycetes; Ceraceosorales; Ceraceosoraceae. The record is from the annotation of a GenBank genome assembly.
AUGGCGUCAACUUCCACGCCUUCUUCAUCGCGAAUUCCGGUCGAUCUCACGCAGAAUCAGCCUCAUCGACGCCCUCAUCACUUUAGACGCAUCUACCUCGGCCCCACGCCCGUUUCGAGCAACGCUGCAGCCUCGCUAGCAGCGGCCAUUGCCGAGGAUGCGACAGUAGACGAGCCGUUGGGCUUGGGAGUGGCAAAGUCUGAGCCCGCCGCUGGUGGCACAGCGAACCAGGACAUCGUCGAGCCGCUACUACCACCGCAUUUAGAUCUCCCUCCAACAUCUCCGCCGCACUCGCACAGUCGCAAAGCGAUCCACGAUGUGUCGGGCUUUGUGCGCAAUCGCGAUGAUCCAUUCAGCAGCGAGGUGGAAGCGAGCCAUCUGGCUCGCGACCGUGUGCGGGAACUAGCUGGCGAUCGAGAGGAGGAGCUAGGCCAGCAUCCAAGCUCCGGACCCUCCACCCUUCGACCUCCUCGUUCUCGCGAACGAGAAGCGUCUAGCGAGCGGAGUGUCUCGCAACGCCGCGCAAGUCCUCACGACCUGUCGCCGUUGACCGUGUCGCACCCUGGCAUCGCUCAUUCGACAUCCCAGGCUGCCCGUAAUCGCCAGCAGCUGGCUCGAGAGGCAUCUGCGGUCAGCUUUGCCAGCGCCAAGUCCCUUCCAGAUAGCGUAUUGUCCGAGGGCGACGCAUUGGCUAGAGCAAGAAAGGGCAAGGGCAAGCUCGACGAGUCCCAAGAUGCUCUUCAUUUCGAGGAUAUCAACGGCUGGAGCAAGAAUGCGGAGGGUGGCGCCUCAUGGGGCAGGUCGGCUCGAGAUCGAAAAAGAAUAGGCUCUGUGGAGGGCGAAUUGGAUGACCAUGUCGCGCAGCAAGCCAAGCGCCGCCUUUCCUUUGACCUUCCGGAAGGCAUCGUGCUAGCUAGAAGGGGACGCUCUGAAAGCGCGGCAGCCGGAAGUCAUCUUCGCGAAGCGAGCGAGCCCCCCCUCGCUCUGCUGGACGUCUCCCUGGCAGAGGCAGACGAGACCAUCGAUCACCACAGCGAGACUGGCACUCUGAAAGCUCCGAGCGUUCGCAAUGGAAGCUUAUCGCAGGAAGCCACGCCAAGAGCGGAAAGUGCUGCAAGGCUUGGCCUACUGCAUCAACUACAUGCCAUCGACCAUGCGACGCCCCUCUCUAAGCGGACGACUGGCUCAUUGCAAGACUUGGCGUUGGGUCGAAAGGCUUCAGAUCGCUCCCUGUCCACAUUCAAAGGCUCCGCGCCGCGCAGACGCAGGAGCAAGAACUCUCUGCGGCACAUUGCAUCAGCAUCUGGCAGCCUCACGCGUUACGAGGCACGUAGGCUGUCCAAAGCGAGCGUAGGCAGCCAACACGACGCGGAUGCGAGUGUGCACGACCCAACGUCUCCGUCGUCAUUCCGCCCUAAUGAAGAGAUUGAAGACGCAUCGCCUUUCGAGCGACGACUCCCGAAGCAAAGAGACGGCUCUCGAGCCAGAGCUCACAUCGCUGCCGAGGCUACUUAUCCGCCACGAAGACGAAGCGCCUCGUAUGCCAGAGGGCAUCCGAGAGAAUUUUCGCGAGCUAGCAAGAUGAGUCGCGCAAGUACUGUCGGAACGCUGGGCAGCUUUGGCUCGCACGGUACGCGAUUCACGGAAGGCUCAUUCGGAGCUACUGGAGGGUUCCGAGCAAAGCUUGUGGCUUUUUUUGGCAGUAGGAGCAGCGCAGCGAGCGCGCGAGAAAGUGCAGCACGAAGGAGAUCCGCUUCCUUUGCUGCAUUGGCUCGCGGUAAACCUGGGCAGGUCGGUACGAGCGCAGGAGGCACUAAAUGGGUGGGAGGCAGCUUCGAAGUCGGUCGUCGAUUUCAAGAGGUCCUGAAUGCUCGCCAUGCCGUUUUGGGCGCAUCCUUGUUGGACCAUGCAUCAGGUGACUCUGCCAGCGUCAAGGACUCGUCGCGCAAGGAGCAGCGGCCGGAGCGAGAUGGCGCGACGCGCGAUCCCCAGUUAAAGCACACUACGGACAACAUCUCUCGCAGCCCUUCGGAUGUCCUUUCAACUUUUGCGCAUCAAGCGCAAGAUUCGGCAGGCGACAAACAGGUCAAUGGAGUUGGGCAGACUGAUGGCAAGCUCGCGGAUGAUACAUUUCGGAAAGCAGAGCUCACCGUCACGGAAGCGAGCCCUGCCCAGGAUGAAUCCACUGAGAGUACAACGAGGCCAAUGCCUAGCGGAAAGGAGACCAUCAACGAGAAGCUACGGAAUGCAUCUGACACGCCAAAUACAACGCCGACCAAGAGGAGGCCAAUGGAUUCGAGCAACUCAGCCGUGUCAUUACUGAGUGUUCCGCACACCAAAGGUGCUGACCACGAAUCGCAAUUCACCAUCGAAAGCAGGCAUGGCUGGAGCGAUGUCGUCAGCUUCAUGAGCGCAAAUUCCAGCUUGGGCAGCGACAAUCGUGUCGCUUCGCCUGCAUUUGGAAGCAUGGCAGAGCGCAGUCGGCGAGCUCUCGAGAAUGGUCUUGGCAGCAUUGAGGCGUUUCGUGCGCGCCAGGCUGAAAGGAGAGCUGCGAGAAAGGACCUUGGUCCGGCUUUGUCCAGAGACGCGAUACGAGAAGCGAGCACCUCCUCGGGCACAGACGUCAGCUUGUCUCAGGCCGCCCUUGGCAAGCCGGCAUCGCAAAUGAAGGGGUCCAGUGCUCAAGAAGACCCCGUGGUGGAUCACGUGCAGAAUGAGGAGCAGAUGGAGGCGAUCGCCACGCCCUCAGCAGCCCCAGCCGAGGCGCAGCAGCAUCCACAGCCACCCAUCAAAGCUGACGAGCUGUUUCCCGAAGCGACGCACAAUCUUUUGAGAAGACAAAGCUUUCAAGGUGUACGUGCAGACGGCGUCAAGCCCGAGACAGCUAGCGAUCAUGAGGUCGUCAUACAGGGCACGCCCACAUCCGCAGGCGAUCGUGCGCCCGAGGUCAUCGAAUGUAGAGCGCUCAGCACGGCUGGUAGCACGUUGUUGGGAAGUGAAACUGCAGUCGCUGAUAAUCGCGAUCCGCGCCUCCGCACCGUGAGCACGCUCAGUGGGGACACGAAAGCGUACGCAGGCUCGCACGACAGUCGUACUCAUACACCAAAGAAGGCAAAGGGGCCCCAGGAUCUGGGUGUCGUUUGCGCAGGGCAGAUGUACGAACCGGCAUUGAAUUCGACCGUGGAUGUGCACCCGUCGCCGCGGAAGACGGUACAAUUUGAAGGCGGCGCGAGACCGAACGUGACAGGACGCAGCCUCAGCACCUCGCUCUUCACUCGAAACGGUCCGAAUGCCGAGGUCAAGCUCACACCCUCUGCGAACGGGAAGAUUGCGCGUCCACCAUCCGGCGCUACUGAGCCUGUCCCUCCCGAAGAGGUCCUCUCGAGACCAGGCUCUUUUGAAAAUCGCAGGUCGACACCUGUGCAUAGCGGAAGCACGACUCCGACCGAAGCAAUGACAACACCACGGUCCGAAUUGAAGCGCGACAGGAUGUUGGUAAAGAUCGGGUGGACGCCCUCUGCGGAUUUGCCGGCAGAUCUUGACGAGAAUUCUGCGAGAAAGUAUGCUGUCUAUAGCGAUCCGUGGCGAGAGUACAUGGUUGUACUGCGUCAUGCCAGACUUGAAAUUUGGGACGACCCUGUGAGUGUUGGUGUGUGGACAUUGAGAUGUGAUCAGCGCUGAUCAUGCUUCCGUGCUGCUCAGACUUUUAUGUCGAAAGCGACUGGUCAUGCGAGUCGCCUCGACCUGCAUCAGAUCGUACCUCUGCGGCGUGGUUCUACCUGCAUGUCCCUGUUCUCGCCCGUGGACCGAAUUUUUGCCAUUCACUAUCAACACGAUGUCAAUGGACACCGUGGUAAGCUCCAUCUGCGCCGCUCGCCCACUCACGUCCUCCUCUUUGAUACUCGCGCGCGGAGCGUUGCGACGGACUGGAUGUGGGAAAUCUGGCGCGAACUUGGCGGACUGAUCCCCGAGAGCCUAGACGUCCACAUACCUGCUUUGGAUGGCAAAGUGCGCAUACCUGUCCCGGAUGAGGUUCCAUGUCAUUCGGCAAGCAGCGUUCAGGCCCUUGAGCUGCCAGGCAACGGGCAGUUGGUCAUGCAUAGCCCUGGCUCGGUGCGAAGUGCUGGAGAGGGGUUCAAGCUGAUCAGCCGCAACAACCUGGUCCGAACCACUCUUGGUCUUGUGCUCAAGCAGUCGGACUGGAAAGACCUUGUCGAAGUUGUCUUCAAUAUGGGUCUGCAAUUCGAGCUUGCCUGGCGUCACGGCACAACUCUUGAUUGGAUCACAGAAUCCACAACUGUGCAAGGAGAUGCGCGCGAUUGGGCAGUCUUGUCAGGCUCAGUACUGAGACAGGUAAGCUAGACUAAGCGUCACGACUUACUCCGAAGACUGGCUUACCUGACACACCUUUCCGUAUUCGCUCCCCUCAGGCGUCCCAGAUCCCUGCCUUGGAGCUGCGUGCAGGGAUGCACUACCCGACUAACACUACCACGGCAGAUGGACGCCAUAUCGAAGAGCCGCCUGCAGUCGAAGGCUACCUCUGGCGCGUUAAGCCGGUGUCUGGCGCUUUGACGCGGAUCUACGUCACCACCCAUGACGGACACAUCUUCGUCUGCCGCCCCUCACGCGCCUUUCCUCCUGAUCGCCACCUCGCCACUGGACCGCAGAAGGUGCUGGAGGCGACUGCGUUCCAGCGGCGGCCGUUGCCGCGACGAAGUCAAGAUUCGAGAGGAGCACAGCAGCGCACAAGGAAACGAGACAAGCCUCGACGGGCUCUCGACAAGGUGCUAGGUCGAGACAAACGCCUCACCAGGGAUGAAAGCAUGGACGAACUUCGAGAACAAGUGAUGAGCACUGCUGCCAUUGCGGCAGCUGGCGAGGAUGCUGUCACUGCGCAGCGCUUGGCGUACCAAGCCUUCGAACGCCGUCGCCAAUUCGAACAGAUCAGCAAAGCCGAUGGCUACGUCGACCUCCGAGAUAUGCGCGUCAUCAGAUGCGUCGGCACUGGUCACCAGCGCCGGCCAAGUACCGAUUUGUGCGCAGAUCCGCAUGAGCUGCCAAAAGAAGGAGCCGAGGCUGUCAAGCUCGCAGCCCGCGAGCAAGAUCCAACACUCACGGAGCGUCAUGAUCCAGAUGUGGUCGAGGAAGAAGCUCCUGCACUUUCGCCAGUACAGACCGAUGUUGGCGGCGAGGAAGGUCUAGCGGCUGCUGCGGAUCGCAACGCAUUGCGCCGGUCCCGACAGUUCGAGGUCGUCAUGGCCAACGGUCGUACCACGCGCUUCGAAGCAUACAGCGCAUCCAUCGCCAAAGAAUGGGUCGAGCGGCUGGCCUGUCUGGCACAGUACUGGAAACGUCGUGAAAAGGCGGAUGCCAUUGAGCUGAUGCAUGUCAGCGGAUACAAUCCCUCGAUGAUGAGGAAAAGGCGCGGUCGGCAUCACGAUGAAGACGCUGCGGCUGGUGAGGCCGUGCUCGGGCAAGAAGCGGACUCUGAUCACGUCUCGCCGUUGUUGGGAACCAUUUGGAAUUGGUGCAUGCUAGAAGGGUGUCGCGGCAUCAUUAGAGCCGGACGCUUGUUUCACAAACGCAAAGCGUACACGUCGUUUAGCAGCAGAUACUACAUCCUCAUUGCUGGCAGACUGUUGAGCUACAAGAUCGUCACUUCGCAUCGUACAGCAAGAGACCGACAGAACGCAGGCAUCUUCCACAAGCGACAAGAGACCGUUGUCCAUUUGCGCGAUGCGUACGUCUAUAGUGGAAAAUUGACGGAAGAAAUGCUGACCAAUGGUCGCACCGAGGGAGCUGGAGCGGUAAGCGGUGGCAAUACCGCGAAUGUCGGCGAACGGCAUCGCCUGCCUCGCGUAUAUCGCGAUGGAUUGUUGACUGUAGACGAGGACGAGGAUUGCACAAUGGUUGUGCGAUACAGGCCUCAGCGCUUGCAGCACGUUGCUGAUCCUCACAGCCACGUCCAGCCCCGAGAUGGGGCCGCAGUCAAUAUUGCUGGAAUGGGAACCAGCAUGACGACCAAUUCGGCCACUGUGGACCACGCAACGCAGCCAGCAGUCGCCACCGCGGUGCCAAUGCUGGGCGAUGCGUCUCACAAUCACCUGGUCCUCCGAGCCAGAUGCAAGCUCGAGCGUGAUCUAUGGGUGCACGCCAUUUCUUGUGAGAUUGAGCGCCUUGUGCGACAGGACAAGGAACGAGAGGAUCGCCUGCGUCUGGCUGGUAAGACGCCAUACAAGCCCAACCGGUAG